AUGACCGAUAACAAGAACUGUGGAAGGUGUGGGAAUGUGUGUCAGGAGACCGAUGAGGCUAGAUAUACUCCUUGCCAGAACUUUGCUUAUAGUUCACAAGACGCGCCACAGGCACCCGCAACGAACACCGCCCAUAACCCACCUCCUGUGACAAUCCAGAAGACCCAGGUUGCUCAGAGUUCUCCGAGCGGUCCUCCCUCGAGCGUUGGGACGGCCCCAAUUACUCUCUGUCAGUGGCUAUCCCAAGACAAGAUUCUAGAGUUGUGGAAGUCUCUAACGUUCAACCCAAAGCAGUCCGGUCUGCAGCUCCAACUUCCAGUUCGCAACCCACCAAGCAUUCACCCAGUUCACUUUUUGCGGCCCCCGCGGGGCAGGGCGGGGCAACACCCAAGGGAUUUGGAUCCAACAAUGUGA
Penicillium daleae is the source of this 414-nucleotide messenger RNA. RefSeq lists its product as uncharacterized. Lineage: Eukaryota; Fungi; Ascomycota; Eurotiomycetes; Eurotiales; Aspergillaceae. The record is from RefSeq and is a predicted model, not a curated record. The transcript is spliced from 2 exons. The coding region runs from base 1 to 414 and encodes 137 amino acids.